Molecule: messenger RNA, 441 nt
Organism: Ogataea angusta
Lineage: Eukaryota; Fungi; Ascomycota; Pichiomycetes; Pichiales; Pichiaceae
Exons: 2
Coding region: 1-441 (146 amino acids)
Source: RefSeq, a predicted model, not a curated record
AUGCGUUCGAGCGACGGGUCGCUCACAAAGCUCUGGCACGACCAGCAAAUGAGGUCGCCAGACUGCGGACUGAUGCCAAAUGCCAGUGCAGACACAGGAACACGUUGGACGCGGCGUGGCAGCUCGCACACCGCACGAUCCGCGAGCGCAGCCGGACCAGCUGCCCGUGCUGGACCUUGGUGCCGUCCUGCGCAAGGUACGAUCUGUCCUCGUGCACAGGCAUUGCUAAAAGACAGAUUUUCAUGGCGGUGUUGUAUGUUCUCAGCACGGCCUCGCCGUCGGCCGACGCCAGCACCUGCGACAGAUGCGUGCACGGCGGGAACGACACGUACGUGCUCGGGUCCUCGUUCGAGGGGAUGUCGAGAUACGAUACCAUGGAGACAAGAGAAUUUAAUCUGCUCGACUUUACGGCCCCAGGGUGCUGGUGCGAGGUGUGGUUAG